Coccidioides immitis RS is the source of this 369-nucleotide messenger RNA. RefSeq lists its product as uncharacterized. The transcript has a single exon. Lineage: Eukaryota; Fungi; Ascomycota; Eurotiomycetes; Onygenales; Onygenaceae. Bases 1 to 369 code for a protein of 122 amino acids. The record is from RefSeq and is a predicted model, not a curated record.
AUGCGAGACAUAUAUUGCUUGUCGUCGAAAGUUACUGCGGAGCGGAAGGGCUGGACAGCAUCUAUUCCAGGUGUCGAGGGGAGAUGGAACCCGCAUUAUGGAGCACUGAUGACGGAAUUGUGGAAGAUUCGCGGGGUGUUUCAUCGGUUUUGGGGGGAUGAAACGAUCUUCGGUGGUUCUGAGGAUGUGAGAUUCGGUCGCUGUCGCCAAUGGUGUUUAACGACGGGGUUUCCGAUGCUAGUUGCCUCUGAAGCACUUAAGAAAAAUCCAGAGACCAUGAAGGAAACCGUCUCGCCCGAUACGUCCGUUUCCAUACCGCUGAAGAUGAUGUCGUUGAGCCUGCCGAUAAUGUUCUCUCAGGGGCCAUAG